Molecule: messenger RNA, 3080 nt
Organism: Cololabis saira (Pacific saury)
Lineage: Eukaryota; Metazoa; Chordata; Actinopteri; Beloniformes; Belonidae
Product: eukaryotic translation initiation factor 4E type 3-like
Exons: 7
Coding region: 436-1092 (218 amino acids)
Biological process (GO): translational initiation
Cellular component (GO): eukaryotic translation initiation factor 4F complex
Molecular function (GO): translation initiation factor activity; RNA 7-methylguanosine cap binding
Source: RefSeq, a predicted model, not a curated record
CUGCGCAUGCGUGAAAUGGCGUCUUCCCAUUUGCGGAAGAGCCGAAGAUAAACAAAGCUGUGCAGCGUCCGCGGCAAAAGCUGAGAAACACCCUGCUAGAGUUGGGAUUAUAUUUGAAGACAUUGUUCUGUGUGUUAUGCUUUAACCGUUUAAUUGUUUUUAUCUUCAUUGUCCUGUAGAGAGCGCCUUUGGCUGACAGAAGAGUCUCCAUCUACUAGUUCUCUGUAGCUGUCAGCCCGCUUGCGUCAUCGUGUGUUUUCUUUUUUCAUCUGACAGCGCUAAACACCGAGACGACCAAUGAGUCAGCGGCUGAUCGGGUUUAUUUUUAUCAAACGGAGCUAUAUAUAUACAUAGACCCAUAACGGCCCCGGGAAGCGUUUUUAGGGAGGACGGAGGCUUUUAUUUAUUCCUUUAUCCAGAUAAACCGAGCCAGCCAUGGCAGUCCCCGCGGCUGCGGUUCCGCUGAGCCCGGCCAGCCCGGUUCUGCUGGAGCACGACCUGCCGGAGAGCGGCUCCGAUCUGGGGAUGAUCUCCCCCAACGGUGACAUUGACAGUCUGCCUUUACACUCUCCCUGGACCUUCUGGCUGGACAGAUCUCAACCAGGAACAACAGCAGCUGAAUGUGAGUCAAACCUGAAGAAAAUCUACACUGUGCAGUCUGUCCAGAACUUUUGGAGAGUUUACAACAACAUACCCAGUGUCUCCAGCUUGCCUCUGAGAUGUAGCUAUCAUCUGAUGAGAGGAGAAAGAAAGCCCCUCUGGGAAGAAGAAAGCAAUGCUAAGGGCGGCGUUUGGAAAAUGAAAGUACCCAAAGAGUGCACCGCUUCUGUGUGGAAGGAGCUGCUGUUGGCUACUAUUGGAGAACAGUUCAGCGAUUACUGUGCCUCAGAGGAUGAAGUGGUCGGCGUCAGCGUCAGUGUGAGAGACAGAGAAGAUAUAUUUCAGGUCUGGAAUGGAAAUGCUUCCUGUGCCAAUGAGUCAAAUGUCUUGGGGAAGAUCAAUGAGCUUCUUCCACAGAUUCCUUUCAAAGCUGUGUUUUAUAAACCCCAUGAGGAGCACCAUGCUUUUGAAGGAGGUCGAUCAAGACAUUAGCACAUUCUGCACAUCAGACCUUUUGGUAUACAAUUACUUUCUCUGCUGAUAAAGGUGAUUUGGACCAUAAUAUUCGGGCAAAACAAUUCAGUCGUUCAUGUGAAGUACCUCAAUCUAGCCCAAGUAUUAUGAAUCAGUCAAUGAACCAUUAGUUUUGUUAGAACUACUGACAUUCGUAACAGAGUACUAUUUUAGUCAAAAUCAUUUUAGUCCAAUCUAAACUAUGAUUCUGUUUGUAUGUUUUUAUACUAGAAUGUUUUUCAAAACCAAAAUGAUGAGAUCUUUGCAAACAGUUAAUGCAUUCGUGCAUAGAUUGUGCACUUUAAUGAGCACAAAUUACUGAGUUAAAUCUCAUUUUUGAAUUUAAAGGACAGCCUUUUGCAGACCUUCAUCCUUAAAAUACAACGUUUUUUUCAGGUCAGCUUUUUAUUUUGUUACAGAAAAAAUAUUGUUGUGUAGACUUGAAUAACGCCAAUCUUUAGUAAUAAUGUCCGGCAAGUAUUUUAGCUGAAUAUUGCACUUUUUUAUUUUUCUUGUAGGAUACGAGUGGAAAGAGAGUUUGUUUUUGUUACAAUGAAUCAACCUCAGUGCCCUAAGCGCCUUUAGUAAAUCUUUAGAAAUGCAUGAUUUUUGUAUUUGUAUUCUAUACAGUGUUGUGUGUGUGUGUGUGUGUGUGUGUGAGUGAGUGAGAAAUCUUAUAGCCGCUCCAGGAUUAUUUGGAUUGGAGCUGUGAGACCAAACACACUUUGGUUUUGUGUCACUUUUUUUGAAAAAGUGCUUAUGUCCAUGUCCUUUUGUCCAUGUGUGUUAUUUAUGUGCUGUUUUCCUGAUUUUGUUAUUAAUUGUAAUUAGAAAACUCAACACUAAAGUGUUUUUCUGUUUCAAAUUUGACUUUUCUUUUUUUUUGUAACUUAAAAAUGUUAGAUGUGGCCACUGAUAUACAUCUAUAUAUAUGCUACAUCAGACCUGUGUUAAUUUCUCCCAGUCAUAGCUUGUAAUGUAUGUGCGUGUGUGUUGUGUAUUUUAAGUGUUCUUAUUAUUGUCCAUCAUGUUCAUGUUUGGGAACUGUCAAAACCCAGGUUAGUUCAUCCCACUAAACAGCCUUUCCUGUGUAUUUGUGUAUAAAUGUCUCCACGGAAGGGCUUUUUUCAGUGUAGCAGUUCUCCUUUGUUGUGACGUUUGAGCCCAUUCUUGCAGUCACGGAGUUCUGAUUGAAACCAUCAGAGUGCUGCUUUCAUUUAUCCAUCAAAUCAAAUGUUGACAUAUUCUCUGAUGGCUGGGUGUAGUAGCUCACCUAAAACCACCAACAGUGACAGGAGCAAUUAUGUUUCAAACCACAGACUUUGCCAAACAUGCUUAAUUUUUCCGUGGGUUGUUUAGUUGGUCAUAUACUAUAAAUACUGUUAUUAAUGUUCCCGUAAACAUACACUGCUAAUGGCUCAGUUCACAUCUAAGACCUUGUAGCUGAUUGUUGAUCUUGGAUUGUGCCUUGCAUUUAUCAGCUGUUUACAAUGUUAAAGUCCUUUGUGUCCAGCAUGCUGACAUUGUGCACAUGUUCCUAUUAGAUUUCCAAUUCAUGAAAAUAAAGACUUUUAAACUUCCAUAAUUCUUUUGCUUGCAGUAUGCACAAUCACUAGGUCAUCAAUAUUUAAUGAUUGAAAAAACGAAACACUGCUCUUGCCUUUAGUAUCAUCAUCAGCAUGUUCAUUUUAAAGAUCAAACUUUACACAAGGAACAUGCUCGUAUUUAAUUUUCAUGUAAACAAAAUAUUUGCUUUGAAAUGUACCCUAGAUAUUUAAAUACUAUGUAUCGAUAUCCUGAAUGUUGACAUUUCAUGUCCAAAACUGACACAGCAACAGUCAUGCCUUUAUAUAGGACACUACAUGUUUAAGUCUUGCAUAAUUUCCAACUCUUGCAGAAGAUUGUUGCCUCUGUAUUUAAUUCACAGUCAUUUUUAAUCUUGAUUUCUUAAUACAGCCCUGUAUCUG